Molecule: messenger RNA, 6382 nt
Organism: Melanotaenia boesemani (Boeseman's rainbowfish)
Lineage: Eukaryota; Metazoa; Chordata; Actinopteri; Atheriniformes; Melanotaeniidae
Gene: dse
Product: dermatan sulfate epimerase
Exons: 6
Coding region: 295-3156 (953 amino acids)
Molecular function (GO): chondroitin-glucuronate 5-epimerase activity
Source: RefSeq, a predicted model, not a curated record
UGGAGGUUUUCAGAGCUAAGGGGGAGGAGAGCUUGUUCAUCAGGUCCCCUUUAAGUUCCUCUCCCCUGCAGCCCCUCCUCAUUCUGAAGGAUCAUGUCGCUGCCUCCGCUCCUUCUCGCUCCAACUUUGUUUCGUUUCUGAACGUUAAAGAAAAUCCCAGCAGGUUCUUUUUUUUUUAUCUUUGUAAAGUCUGUGAGGGAGGAAGAUGCGGUCUGGAAGGACCGGGAUUCGGAUUAACCAGCACUGCUUCUGACAGCUCAGCUCCUUCGACAAUGUCCCAUCUCUGAUGAGACGAUGACAACGCACACCCGGGGUGCCCCCACAGUUUUCUUCAUAAGUCUUCUGUGGCCCCUGCUUGCUACAGCAGAGGUGGACCCCAGUGGAAGGAUUCCUUUCAUGGGGGGCAACUAUGAGGGUCACCCCAUGCUGUACUUCAGCCAUGGAGACGUGGAGGAGCUGCAGUACGCCUCGGCGGGGACCCACCGGGAGAUGGCUCGGAGAAUCCGGGAGGCUGGGGAGACCAUGCUGGAGCACCCGGAGGAGUACCUGCCCCCCUGGAGCCCGGCUGAGUUCAGCGCCCGCUGGAACGAGGUGUACGGGAACAACCUGGGGGUGCUGUCCAUGUUCUGCCUGCUGUACCCCCACAGGGCCGGGGCCCUGGACCUGGCCAAGGACUACAUGGAGAGGAUGGCGGCUCAGCCUAGUUGGUUGGUCAAAGACGCCCCCUGGGAUGAAGUUCCUUUGGCACACUCUCUGGUUGGAUUUGCGACGGCCUACGACUUCCUGUACGAGUACUUGAGCAAAGGGCAACAGGAGCACUUCCUGCAGGUAAUCGGCAAUGCGUCGCGCCUGAUGUAUGAGAAGUCCUACGUCCGAGGGUGGGGGUUCCAGUACCUGCACAACCAUCAGCCCACCAACUGUGUGGCUCUACUCACAGGAAGUCUGGUUUACAUGGCCCAAGGUUACCUUCAGGAGGCCUACCUGUGGACCAAGCAGGUCCUGUCCAUCAUGGAGAAGUCCAUGGUCCUCCUGCAGGAUGUGACAGACGGCUCCCUGUACGAGGGUGUUGCGUACGGGAGUUACACCACCCGCUCUUUGUUCCAGUACAUGUUUCUGGUGCAGCGUCAUUUUGCCAUCAGCCACUUCAACCACCCCUGGCUGCUCAAACACUUCGCCUUCCUCUACAGAACCAUCCUCCCUGGAUUUCAGCGAACCGUAGCCAUAGCAGAUUCCAACUACAACUGGUUUUACGGGCCAGAGAGUCAGCUCGUCUUCUUGGACCACUACGUGUUGCGUAACGGCAGUGGAAACUGGCUGGCUGAUCUGAUUCAUCAGAACAGAGUGCUCGAAGGACCGGGACAGGCUGGAAAAGGCCAGCGGUGGUGCACGCUCCACACAGAGUUCAUCUGGUAUGACCCAGACCUGAUCCCCAAACCUCCGCUGGACUUUGGAACAGCUCAGCUCCACGUCUUUGAGGACUGGGGAGUGGUGACGUUUGGCAGCGCUUUACCUGCCGACACCAACCACUCCUUCCUCUCUUUCAAGUCAGGAAAGCUCGGUGGGCGCGCCAUCUUUGAUAUUGUGCACAAGAAUAAGUACAAAGAAUGGAUCAAAGGAUGGAGGAACUUUAACGUCGGCCAUGAGCACCCUGACCAGAACACUUUUACCUUUGCACCCAACGGCGUCCCCUUCAUCACUGAGGCCCUGUACGGACCCAAGUACACGCUGCUGAACAACGCGGUGCUGUUCAGCUCGGCCAUCUCAGGGAGCUGCUUCAAGCCGUGGGCCGGACAGGUCACAGAGGCCUGCGACUCCAAGUGGUUGAAGUACAAGACAGGGGUCGCAGCUGACGCUCAGGGCAGAGUAGAGGCUGCUAUGAUUAAAGAAGGGAUGGUCUUCAUCCGAGGCGAGGGACAUUCUGCUUAUAAUCCAGAACUGAAGAUCAGGAGCUUCCAGAGGAACCUGCUCCUUCUCCACCCACAGCUCCUGCUCCUGGUGGACCACAUCCACCUGGAUCAAGACAGUCCAGCCAGGGCCAUGAGUGCCUUCUUCCACAACACAGAGCUGCCAUUCCAGGGAACUAAGGUAGAUGGAGUCCAUGGAGCAUUUAUAUCCCAUGGCGAGGAGAAAUAUAAGAUGUUCUGGAUGGACGACACGAACUACAGCAACAAGGGGCUGCUGGGAUACUGGAGUUAUCCUCGAGGGUACCCCUAUAAUGGUUCCAACUACAUAAACGUCACAAUGCCUCUAAGGUACCCUCACACGAGGGUGGCCUACAUUUUCUUUGGACCAGGCAUGGAAGUUCAGAGCUUCAGCCUACGGGGGGACAGUCAGAGGGUGGAUGUAUACCUGUCCACUAAGGACCACACCUACACCAUCUACCUGCUGACUGGAGAAGUCAUCAGCAAGCCUCUGUUUGCCAUGGUACUGCUCGACCACAAGAAGAUAAUCUUCGAGAGGGCAGCAGCAGUGGUGGACAGAUCGCCAGAAGAAGUAGAAGAAUACGUAAACGUGAUGGAGGACAACCUCCAGCAUGUCAAGCCCGUCUUCCAGCAGAUGGAGAGGCACAUCCUGGGACGGGUCCUCAACACCGCCAGUUUCCGCAAAACUGCGGAGCGCCUCCUUCAGUUCUCUGACAAGAAGAAGACGGAAGAAGUCAUCAAGAAGAUGUUCGCCAUGUCCAAGAAGCAGAGCAGACUGAAGGGGGGGAAGACGGUGAACCUCGGGGAGAAACUUUCUGAGAGCAUGCCUGACAUUUUUGCACAGAUUGAAGUGAACGAGAAGAAUGAGAGGCAGAGGACUUUGAAGCGUACAUAUGAGGACAGUAUGGAGGAGGGGGACUCAGAUUCACGGGCCUUUAUGGAUUAUACAGAUGCCCGCAGGAACAGGAAGGGUGGCUUUGUCAAGGGACGCAAAUUCAAGGAGGUUGACAUGUUGGCCACAGCGGGGAGCGAAGGUCUUUCCAGCACAGCAUCCUACAUCCGGCUCUUCCUCCUCCUCAACACGGCCACCUUCUUCUUACUGCUGGCCGUGCUGCUGACUCGCUUCCAGCGGGGUCGGAGCCUGCAGACUCAGAGGUGCUUCUACACCAUCCUCCUCAUCGAUUGCUUCAUCCUGCUGUACCUCUACGCCUCCUGCUCCCACACACAGUGCUGACACAUCAACGGCGAACUGAGCGGCCUCAAACCUCUGAGACGGGUCUGACGGCUCAGCGUUAGGGCCACUGUUCAAAAACACCUCUGAGAUUUUAAAUGGGAAAAUGUCAUGCAGUCAACAUUUAUUUAUUUAUCUGAGUGAGUUCUGAAUUAGUCAGAAAAGUUUAUUUAUAAAGCGCUUUUCACAGAUAAAAAUCACAUAGUGCUGUACAUAAAAUGGUCUUAAUAAAACAACAUAAUUCUAUAAAAUAGAUAACAACCAUCAACCCAAAGCCGUCCUCAACAAAAUAGUCUUUAACUUCUUUUUAAAAGAGUCCACAAAGUCAUCUAUACGAAGGGACAGGGGCAAGUCAUUCCAGACUUUGGGGUUAGGGUUAGGGUUACAGCCUGAAAAGCCAGCAGCCUCAUUUAUAAAACUGUGUAGGAUCCCUACUAAAAAUGUAUGUGCACCCAAAACCCAGUGUACCAAAAAAAAUAUUCAGAUUUAUAAAACCAGGUGUACACACAGGUGGAAACAAUUUCCCCUUUAUAAAUCACACUCUUCUUGAAAGAUUGCGCCGGUGAAAUAGGCUCAUAUCCCGCCCCUACACACCCACAUUCUCCUAUAAAUGGUCAUGCAAACUACCUUAUGUUUAUAAAUAAGCCAGCUGAUCUGGCAUGGCAACAGCGAAGACAAGAAAACAGUGAAGUUGAGGUGCUUGCUGGUGAGGUGGAGGCUUGCAAAAACAUUUUAUUUGGGGGUCACAGUAGUGGAAACACAUAAAUAAAAGGCUGCAGUGAUGGCCUGCCCGAUCAAAAGUGUGCCCCGGGCGCAUGGUGCACCUGGAAGUGGCCGAGUGCUGACGGACGCCAUCCUGCAAACGCAGAGACACAAUUAGUGCAGUAAAGGAAGUCUGGGAUGAACUGCAACAUAUUUUUAAAGUGAUGUGUGGUGUUUUAUCUGAAAUCUUUAGCUCAUUAAAAGAACUGCAUGACACCUUCAUGAAGCCUAGCUCCCCAAUAAAACUCUUUAAGUCGGGGAGGGGCCGUGUGUCAGGGUCCUCAUGGUGAAGUGGAGCGAGGCCAGGUGGAAGAGAAAUGGCAUUCAUCAGUGCAACGUUGUGCAGGACACCAAACGCCAUGAUUAUUAUUCUGUAUCAGUUCACUAAAAUAACUGUUGUGUUUUUAUUCUUUUAGAAAGCUGCUAUUACCAAUAAUUUCUGCUAUAUUUGUGCCAUCAUUUUAACUACAGUGUCUCUAAAUGGACAAACAACUCUUUGUUUGAUAGCUGCUACAGCAUUAUUUGGGAUAGGUAAAGCCUUAAACCAGGGCUACUCAAUUCGGUCCUAUGAGGGCCGCAAUACAGCAGGUUUUCCAUGUAUCCCUGCACCAACACACCUGAGUCAAAUUAGGUGGCUCUAACAGCCAAUCAGGUUCUACACAAUGACUCAUUAAUUUGACUCAGGUGUGUUGGUGCAGGGAUACAUGGAAAACCUGCUGGAUUGCGGCCCUCGUGGGACCGAAUUGAGUAGCUCUGCCUUAAACGAACCAUAGAAGAAGGCAGGACACAUGUAGUUACCUGUAGUGAAGCCAUUGCUGCACCGGAGGCCACUAGAUCCACUCACAAGUGAAAACACCUUUAUGUCUGAAGUCAUUACAUUUUAAGUCAUUGCUAUACCCAUCUUUACCACUAGAUAGCAGUAUAUCUUACACACUGUGACUUUAAGAUCUCAUAAAUGACCAUUUUUAUUCUUAUAACAGAAUAUUGCAGCUUCUAUUAUUCUUCAGUUCCUCUAAACUUAGCAGAAAAAGUGUUUCAAUGAGUGUUUGGGGAUCCUUUAGCUUCUUGGUAAUAAAUCUGAUGCUGUUGGAAAGCCUGUUUAUUUUCUUUUUAAAUGGAGCCAUGUUUGUAGUGAAAAUGCAUGUGUGGGAUGAGCAGCAGAGAUGAGCAUGUCAUGAAAAACUUGCCAAAUCUCUGCCAAACAGCUGCUUCUGCUGUUGACUCUUGUUUGUUGUUGUUUAUUGGAUGAGUCUGAAGAAACACGACAUAUUGGUAAUUUAACAAACACAGCCACAACAUCCUGGUACCUCCUCUUCCUCAUGCUUGUCACCACAGAGGUACCUCCUCUUCCUCAUGCUGGUCACCACCGUGGUACCUCUUCUUCCUCAUGCUGGUCUCACACUGCUGUGGGACGGCAUUCAAGCAGCAUUUGGAAAUAGUCACUAAUAAAGCCGCUCUGUGGGGACCAGUGUUGUCAGCUUGGAGGAUAGAGCUCGAUCCCAGACUCUGGAUGUUGCCCCACACCAUCACACUGCUGCCACCAAAAACCUGCUUCCCUAUCAGUGCAGGAUCGGCGGUGUUCUCCACGUCUGCUCCACACUUUGAUCAUACAGUGUGGCUCCAUUUAAAGGGGAAAUAAACAGAUUUUCAAACGACAGAAGAUUUAGUACCAAGAUGCUUUGUUACAAAACAGAAAUAUCCACCAAACACUCAUUUACUGACUUUUGUUUGCUGAGUUUACUUUAAUCAACACAACCUUAAUUUUUACAAUAUUACAGCUACAGAAAUUUAAUUAAUUCACAUACACAUGAGUGUAUUUUAAAUCCCAUUUAACACAGACUUUAUUUUAUAAUAUUAAAGUUUAUGAUUUUAUUUACCAAACAUUUUAAAACAAUAUGCAGAUUUUUUUUUCUAUUAUAACUUGGAAUAUUGACAGCUUUUUUCUUUCCACGUUUACUUUCUGAAAAUUAAAUGAUGUAGUGAUUUUUUAAUCAGUUUAAUAAACAGGAAUUUUUUUUUUGUCAUAUGUCAGAAUGAUGCUGGCAGAAUUAUUGAUUUGCUUCAGCUUGUUUACGGAUAUUAAUACACAGAUUAGUGUGUGUUGACCUUUACUCCUGGAAUAAGACUGCAUUCCUGAAAUCUACAGUUUUUGUAACAGUGGCCUUAAAUCUGAUCAGAUCUGUUGAACCAGUGUUUGUUCAGGAGAAUCGAAGAACUGAUGAAGAAGUUGAAACCAGACCACCUCUGAUGUAAGAAGCUUCUGUGGAGCUUUUGGAGUUACAUCCGUUUGCAACGUUGAGUGAUCCUGCUUUCAGUCUCAGAUCUCACCUUUAGCUGCCAUAACGCUGAUGAUUCCCAUCUUAUGUACUUCAUAGUGACACAUUUAAUUGUAUAUACGUUUUAAAAAGAUUCUUUUUUUUUUGCCUGUUUUUUGGUAUAAUUUGUAAAUAAAGUUAUAACAUGCGUA